GAGAUGUUAUGUGGGCAGGUGAUGACUAUAUAAAGGAGCUUUGGUUCAUUGACAUUAGAGCGUUGGUAACGAAGCGACACCCCAGGUCUCGUCACACAGAACUGGUUUACAAAAAAACAAAAACAAAAUGAGAAUUUUAAAGUGUAUUGUUUUGGUUACACUGUUGGCUCAAUCUAAUGGAUUUUUCAUCAACACUCUGGGUAAUGUUGCUAAGACGAUAGUUGAUACCGCUGGAAAGGUCAUAGGCACAGCGGGCAAGACUGCAGAGAAUCUGGUGGAGACUUCCGUCAACACUGUAGGCAACGUGAUCGACACUGGAGUCAAGAUUGCGGGCAAUGUGGUUGAAACUGUGGUCCACACUGGUGUGGAUGUCUUCUGUGCGGUGGUGGGAGUUCUGGUACCAUGCAGAGAAGUAUCAGGUGGCAGUGGAUACAGUGCCCCUCUACCCAUCAGAUGCAACGCCCUUGCUGACAUCGUCUUUGUUGUGGAUGCCUCUUCCAGCGUCGGGUCGGUCAACUUCAAGAAAGUCCUCUCACUGGUGGCCAACAUGGUAGCAUCCUUUACCUUCGGUGCCAGCAAUGUUCGCUUUGGGCUGGUGGUGUACAGCACUGAGGCUCAGAUCUGGUUCAAUCUGGAUGAGUACAACGUCGUCUAUGAAGUGCAGAAGAAUAUUCUGGAGACACCUUAUGACGGGGGAAACACGUACACCGACAGGGCGCUGAAUCUCAUCAGUGACACCUACAUGUUUGAGAACCACGCUGGGGGAAGAGAAGACGCCCCUGGCAUUGUUGUCCUCAUUACAGACGGGCAGUCUAAUAACCCAACAGCAACUCUGAGUGCCGCUAAACGUCUCAAAGACCACGACGUCACUAUCUUCUCCGUGGGUAUCACCUCCAGCAUCAAGGAGUCAGAACUCCAGGGAGUAGCCAGUAGGGCUGAAAACGUUUUCAAAGCCACAGACUUUGACGCCUUGGCCGGUAUUCUUGGCCUGAUCGUGGACAAAACAUGUGUAGCCAGUAGAGGAACCAAGGAAGUCAUACAAGUUUCUACACCCAAGACUACUGCUCAACCAGCACCAAUAGCACCAGCCUGUAAGACAGUGGCCGACAUUCUCUACGUCAUCGACUCCUCUGGAAGCAUUGGUCCAGUCAACUACAACAAGCUCUUGCAGUUUACUGUAGACCUGACCCAGAAUUUCAAGAUUGGAACCGCCGACGUACUUUUUGCUGGAGUCGUGUUUAGCCACACUGCUAAGAAAAUGUUUGACCUCAAGGACAACCCAACUCAAGACUCAUUGAAAAAGGCCUUGCUGAACACGCAGUAUAUGAACUCUACCACCCACACUGACCUCGCCCUUGACCUUGUGGCUAACCAGACCAUGUUCUCUACUGCUUCUGGUGGUCGCAGUAACGCUCGAAAGAUUGUCAUCGUCUUGACUGACGGCUUGUCAAGUAGCCCCGAGAAAACUCAAGUGUCUGCAGCACGCCUUAAGUCACGUGGUAUCAUCAUAGUCAGUGUGGGCAUUGGACAAGCGGAAGACGCUGAGCUGAAGGGAAUGGCCUCCACUGCAGACGAUGUCUUUAAGAUCGCCUCUUUCGACGCACUGUCCCAGAUUAAGCAGCAGGUCAUCCAGAGAGCUUGUCUUAAAUCUCGUUAAGACGUCAGCAACUGAUGCAGACCAGGACACUAGAUUAUCUUGUAUAGAUCAUGUAAACACAAGUGAAAUAAAUUUAUUUUGAACUCUCCAAAUAA
This is a messenger RNA of Biomphalaria glabrata, 1752 nucleotides long. RefSeq names its product collagen alpha-6(VI) chain-like. The transcript has 15 exons. The coding region runs from base 128 to 1657 and encodes 509 amino acids. Lineage: Eukaryota; Metazoa; Mollusca; Gastropoda; Planorbidae. The record is from RefSeq and is a predicted model, not a curated record.